CAAAAAUAUAAUCAUCUUCUAUUACACCAUCUUGACAGAUCAGUAAAUGAGGCAAGAACUGGAUAAAAAUGAAUUUCAGUAUGUUUCCCUGUUGCUGAAGUGUGUUCAGCGAUUCUUCAUAGAUGGACUCAGAGAAGAUGAGCCUUUGCUAAUUCAGCAGGGACUGAUCCCAAAGAUGGUUUCCUGGUUUGAAAGGACAGCAGAAUUUCUAAGCAUGGAGGACAGUGCGUCAGAUCUAUCCCUGAUUCGUGUUACAGAAGACUUCUUUGACACAUCAUUGAUUAUUUCCAGGAGUAGUAGUAAAGGGAAAAUUCAGAUGUUGGACUCCUUCAUGCUUAGCUUAGGAUUUCUGGUGACAAGAGCGACUGUUACUCAUUUGAUUCGACAUGAGGCUUUGAAGACCUUGAAUGGCAUUUUGGAUGCUAUACCUCGGGAAGACAGGAAAAAACUCCCUUCGUCAGAAGACGUGUGUGUUCUUAUGAAAGAACUUGCAAGGACAAUUGUGACUGUGGGUGAUUAUGACCAGCAGGUUGCUAUUUCUGAAGCCUUGUGUAGACUGGUGAUUAAAAAAUCAAGGGGUGACUUUGUACAUCAGUGGUUUGAAGAUGAGGACAUUGCUAAAGGUUUUGAAGAAAUGAAGGAUCGAGAAUUUGAGACGGACAGUAGACAGUUUCUCAAUCACCUAAAUGAAAGCCUUGGUGACGAAAGAAGGGUCUACUCAUUUCCAUGCAUUGCUGCUUUUGCUGAUGGGCAUGAGAUGAGAAAACCGGCAGAUGAAAAGUUAGAGAAAUUUUGGAUUGAUUUCAACCUGGGAAGUCAGAGUAUAACAUUUUAUAUAGACAACCCCGAGAGUGCUCUGUGGGAUUCAGUAAGGCUUUUCAAGGAAGCAGUGAUUAACUUCAGCAUAAUGGAAACUGAGAAGAUGAAGAUGCUCUUCAUUUACCUGGAGAAUCCUAUUAUUGUCAGCAACAAAGAAGUGAUGAAAAUAGAAGUGCAUUUUGAUUUGCAAUUCAACAUCACACAAGCUUCUAUCAAAGCUUUAGGAGAAGACAAACAGCUAUUGCCUGGCCAAACAAAAAUCUCCACAGAACUUUUUGGUAAGCUUGAGAAAGAAGACACUGAGAUGCCUACUAGCCAUGGAAAAGAGACAGACAGGGCAGAAGAAUCCACCGACCGGGCAGAGUUAAUGAGUGUUGGAGAUGACCGUUGCCUAAUAACUCUGCCCUUAAAUGAGCAGCCUGAGUCAGCCCAAACAAAUACAGCUGAUAGUUCACCCAAAAAAUUGACACUGGACAAUACCCCACAAGUUACUUCAAAACAUGAGCAGUCUUCAGAUUUACAAGAUCCACCAGUUAACAUUCAGGUUCCUGAAUUAAACGACAAAUCUAGGGCAUAUUCUGCGUUCAAGGGCGACAGGAACCAAGAAGGCAGCAUAUCGAAGUUUGAUUACAGGAAGCAUCUUUUCUCUGAGAGUAAUCAAGAGUCAAGUAACAGUUCCAGUGAGAUAUCUUGGACCACUGUCCAAAAAAGGAAAUCUCUCAAACCAUAUUCCAAUAGAAAAAAGACAAAAGUCAGAAGUAGCUUACGAGUUUUGCCACAUUUCUCUCUCAGCAGUAGCAGUGAUCACGAGAAAGACCAAGUUAAACUUCUAACACCGUUAUGGAAAGAUACCUCCAGGCAAAAUGACACCACGCCUCCCAAAAUUUCUGGAUCAAAAUACCAGAGUGGUUCUGCAUUUUUAACUCCUGAGGAGUCUACCCAGAUGAAAGAACUUCGAAGUCCCCACCCACUGAGUGAUCUCUCCUCCUUGGAGCACCCAGAAGUUGAAGAAAAUGCAUCAGAGAUAGUGAACCAAGAGAUGAAAAGCCCUAGCUUCAAACGUAAGCUGCAGAACUUGGAAGACAGAGACAUAUCGAGUGGUAGUUUUCCCAAGUCUAAACAGUCGAAAUCAGAGGAGGAAGAUGUUCCGGGAUCCCUUUCUUCGGAAACAGAAGGAAAAGACUUGGCAGAAGGAACUUCUGCCCCAUCCCUGGAAGCUAUCCCAGAGAGUUUGAGUGGUUCUGCUGUUAUCUCAACCUUUGAAAACUUCACCAAAGAACUGAAAAAAAAUUACCAGGUUAGGUACAGAAAGAGCCAACUUUAUUCAAAAACUGCAAAGAAAGCACCAGAUUGCCUAAUAAAGCUUUUAAACCAGAUAUAUCAGCGCAGACUGGAUAAACUAGAGCAGUUUCACGAUUUUGUUCUUCAAGAGCUGAGCAAUCUUGAGAAGGAUAUUCAUGCUCUGAAAAAACUUGAAAAGGAUGUUCUGGAAUUUUGGAGGAAACAGUCUGUUGACUUGAAAUCAUUCUGUGAUUUGCAAUUGCUAAGGCUCAAUCCGAUUCAGCCUUCAUGAGGAGAGCCAAAGCCUGUGUUGUUAGUGAAUCACUGAGUCCAAACCUCCUGAAGAAGACUGUGAUGGAGCUACUGUUGGCUCAGGCUUUCUACCACUCUCUGUGCUCAUACAUUUUGUUCCACUGCAAAUGGAAUCCCUGAUAAUUGUUGAGUUGGAAUAGAAUGUAAUAUGUCAGUAGUUUGCAAUUGUGUUAUUGUCCAUUUGUUCACAAAGUCAACCUUUUGUAUUAAAAUUUGAUCAGAAAAUAUGAAGUUCAGGAUUAGCCACUUUGAAUGAUACUGCUUUUUAAAAUGAUUUUAAAGGUAAAAUUGAUUUUUAUUUGAAAAGUGUCUUUAAGUUUUUUGGGGGACAGACAACCUUAAGAGCAUCUGUAUAAAUAAGAUUCAGUGUACCUCUU
Messenger RNA from Choloepus didactylus (southern two-toed sloth), 2789 nucleotides. RefSeq names its product synaptonemal complex protein 2 like (gene SYCP2L). The transcript is spliced from 30 exons. Bases 47 to 2392 code for a protein of 781 amino acids. Lineage: Eukaryota; Metazoa; Chordata; Mammalia; Pilosa; Megalonychidae. The record is from RefSeq and is a predicted model, not a curated record.